This is a messenger RNA of Vitis vinifera (wine grape), 2022 nucleotides long. RefSeq names its product receptor-like protein EIX1. Gene Ontology annotation, molecular function: protein binding. Lineage: Eukaryota; Viridiplantae; Streptophyta; Magnoliopsida; Vitales; Vitaceae. The record is from RefSeq and is a predicted model, not a curated record. The coding region runs from base 1 to 2022 and encodes 673 amino acids. The transcript has a single exon.
AUGGUUGGAGGGUCCUUUCAACCACUUCUAGGGUUCACUUUGCUCUUGCUGUGUGUUAAACCUGGCCUCGGAUCCAGUAUUGGCGAGGGUGAUGCUGAAGUUGGGUGUAUAGGGAGGGAGAGACAAGCUCUCCUGAAGUUUAAACAAGGCAUUGUCGAUGAUUUUGGGAUUCUUUCUUCAUGGGGGAAUGAAGAGGACAAAACAGACUGUUGCAGAUGGGAAGGAGUCCAGUGUAGCAAUCUAACAGGUCAUGUAGUUAUGCUUGAUCUUGGCGCGUAUGGAUACAAUGAGAGCCGGUAUUUAAGAGGUAAGAUUAGUCAUUCGUUGCUUGGAUUGCAACACUUGCGUCAUUUGGACCUCAGCGGCAACAAUUUUGAAGGGGAGUCUAUGCCUGAAUUCAUUGGUUCCUUCACCAAAAUGAGAUAUCUCAAUCUUUCUUCCACCCACUUUUUUGGAACUCUUCCCUGUCAACUUGGAAAUCUUUCAAACUUGAAUUCUCUUGAUCUCAGCGGUAAUUCCCAUAUGAGUUCUGAAAAUCUUGACUGGCUUUCACACCUUUCUUCUUUAACACACCUUAACCUGAAUGGCGCUAACCUCAGUAAAGUCAUCCAAUGGCCAGAAGCAAUUACCAAACUUCCUUCUCUCAUUGAACUACACCUAAAAUCUUGUGAUCUUCCUUCCCUCGCCACUCCAUCUCUUUCCCUUGUUAAUUCUUCUGCAUCCCUUGUUCUCCUUGAUCUCUCUUUUAAUCAGCUCCAUACUGCUUCCAUAUACCCCUGGUUGUUCAACUUCAGUAACAGCCUUGUUCAUCUUGACCUCUCUUAUAAUCUUCUACGCGGUUCUCUUCUGGGUGCUUUUGGGAACAUGGUCUCUCUUGCAUAUCUCGAUCUCUCCAAGAAUCGACUGGGAGGUAGGAUUCCAACACAUUUCAGUGGCAGCCUCGUUCAUCUUGAGCUCUCUAAUAAUUUUAUACGAGGUUCAAUUCCGGGCACUUUUGGGAACAUGACCUCUCUGGCAUCUCUUGGUCUCUCUAGGAAUCGUCUUAAAGGUAAGAUUCCAAAAUCUUUGAGUAGUAGCCUUGUUUAUCUUGACCUUUCUGGUAAUCAGAUACAAGGUUCAAUUCCGGACACUUUUGGGAACAUGACCUCUCUUAGAACUCUUUGCCUCUGUUCGAAUCAACUUGAAGGUGAGAUUCCAAAAUCCUUCAACAAUUUAUGUAAGUUACAAACACUCGAGUUGUGUCGAAACAAUCUUGAUGGAGUGCUUGCAAAAAACUUGUUGCCUUGUGCAAAUGACACAUUGGAGAUUUUGGAUUUAUCUCGUAACCGAUUUAUUGGAUCAUUCCCUGAUUUUAUUGGAUUUUCAUCGUUGACAAGGUUGGAACUUGGAUACAAUCAAUUAAAUGGGAAUUUACCUGAAAGUAUAGCACAGCUAUCUCAGCUUCAAGUUUUGAAUAUGCCUUGGAAUUCAUUGCAAGGCACUGUUUCUGAAGCCCACCUCUUUAAUCUCUCCAAAUUGCAACAUUUUGACUUAGCUUUCAACUCCCUGUUGACUUUGAAUUUCAGCUCAGACUGGGUUCCCCAAUUUCAACUCACUGAAAUACUAUUAGCCUCUUGCAAACUGGGACCACGUUUCCCAGGUUGGCUUCGAUCUCAGAAAGGUGUUGGUUGGCUUGAUAUCUCAGGUUCUGGAAUUUCGGAUGUCAUACCCAAUUGGUUUUGGAAUUUCAGCUCCCACUUGUAUCGAUUAAAUAUUUCCAACAAUGAGAUCACUGGAAUUGUGCCGAAUUUGUCAUUAAGAUUUGCUCAUUUUGCUCAAAUGGAUUUGAGUUCGAACCGUUUUGAGGGCUCAAUACCACUGUUUCUUUUUCGAGCUGGAUGGUUGGACUUGUCCAAAACAUGUUUUCAGGGUCAAUUUCUUUAUUGUGUGCAGUUGGUUGUGGAGCUGUGGCCUAUCUCGACCUCUCAAAUAACCUAUUGUCAGGAGAGCUACCCGACUGUUGGGCACGAUGGAAAGGAAUAG